Messenger RNA from Anarrhichthys ocellatus (wolf-eel), 1330 nucleotides. Its product is annotated as RNA-binding protein 5-like. Gene Ontology annotation, molecular function: RNA binding. Gene Ontology annotation, biological process: mRNA splicing, via spliceosome. NCBI's taxonomy places the organism in Eukaryota, Metazoa, Chordata, Actinopteri, Perciformes, Anarhichadidae. The record is from RefSeq and is a predicted model, not a curated record. The annotation marks the transcript as partial. The transcript has 4 exons. Gene Ontology annotation, cellular component: nucleus.
UUGCUUUCAUUUGUUUAAGCAAAACUUGGAAAUUCAAAGAAGAUCAAAACUCACAGAAGCUGAGCUGGAGGAGCUGGAGAGGAAAGAAACUGAGCUGAAGUACAGAGACAGAGCUGCAGAGAGAAGGGAGAAGUAUGGGGUUCCUGAACCUCCUGCACCAAAGAAGAAAUUCUAUAAACCACCAACUCCAACCAUAAACUAUGAGCAGCCCACCAAAGACGGCCUCACGAGUGAUAACAUCGGAAACAAAAUGUUGCAAGCGAUGGGCUGGCAGGAAGGCAAAGGUCUGGGGCGCCACCAGCAGGGCAUCACCGCUCCCAUCUCGGCUUCAUUAAGGACCAAGGGCACAGGCUUGGGUAUUAAAGGAAGCUCCUAUGAACUCUCAGCAUCCGACACCUACAAGGAUGCUGUUCGAAAGGCCAUGUUUGCACGCUUCACUGAAAUAGAGUGAAAAGUAACCCUACUGAACCAGGAAAUAUUAAUAUAUUGUGGACAAAUGAUACUGUGAAUAGAAAGAGUUGCACAGACGCAAACUGUCAUUUCCAUCUUCUCCAUGUAUAUAAUGGUGUUUUAUAUAACUAAAUAUUUUGUCAUUCCGAAGUAUGUAAAUGUAAAUGUUGUAUAGCGUUUGUACAUACGAUUAUUCAGACCUGCUGAGGUUUUGUUUCUUUGAAAAUCUAAAGAAUCAACGUGACAAAUAAAUUUAACCUUUUGUGCUCAACAAUACUUGAUGUUUUCUCUCUUUACAAAACAAAUUGUUACGAGAAAAAUAAAAUAAUACAAAAAAAUGUUGAUUUCAAGGCACCAAUAUGCAUUGAGAAUGUUUCUUUCAUGUCUUGGAUAUAUACUGUAGGAUCAGAAGUGGAGACUUAAUUGUUAAUAAUGUUUGAGUAUCCCUCAGACAUUACGGCUUCAGCCUCCGCUAUGGUUUUAUGUUCCUUAAAUCCACCUAGAGUUGUGCUUUAAGAGAAUACCACGCUGUAAUUGUAGUGACUUGGUCCUCCAGCCUGGAAGGUCUUGUUCUCUGUGCUCUUGUUUCUUUUAAUACAUCCACAAUCCUUAGACUCACGGACAGGCUGGGCUUGUGUGUAUAAAUGCUCAUUUACUUUUGUACCAACAUAUAGAACAGGCUCAUCAUACAAACACUGGAAGGAUCCGAUUCUCUGCUGAAUCUCCAUCUUUCAUCCCCCGCUGGACAUGUUGUCCAUUAUUUCUGCCAGACUCUCUAUUGGCUGCCUUCAUAUCCUCUUUCCUGAGGCUUAAUGGCCGACAUGUUUUACCACCAGCUCUCUCUUCAGUGGGAAUUCCAGUGACUUUGAAGAUGCCGAAC